Xyrauchen texanus (razorback sucker) is the source of this 2841-nucleotide messenger RNA. Its product is annotated as ligand of Numb protein X 2-like. The transcript is spliced from 11 exons. Lineage: Eukaryota; Metazoa; Chordata; Actinopteri; Cypriniformes; Catostomidae. The coding region runs from base 266 to 2473 and encodes 735 amino acids. Gene Ontology annotation, molecular function: ubiquitin-protein transferase activity; protein binding. The record is from RefSeq and is a predicted model, not a curated record.
CCUUCAUCCAUGACAGAUACGGGGGAUGUUUUGACGUUCGGAUGCGGCUCGGGCAAGCUGCGGUGGAUGCGAUUGAGCUCCGUGAUUCUCCCCUCUCGGGGCCAGAGUUCACACCUUACAAGGGGAGCACGUAAAGAGGGAUGUCACAUCUUUUACCAGGGGGUGGCCAUCCCCUGCUGGAGUCACACCGCCUCUGACGCCCAUGGGGCGGACGCCCCCAUUACCAAGCUAUUGAUUGUCAAGCUGAAGCUGUGUGCUGUGCGCAAUGGGCAGUCUGGGAGAGGGAGUGGAUCCGGGAAUGGUGAGCGAUGCUCUUCUGGAGGCCCUCUGCUCUGAAUGUGGACAGAUUCACCGCGCCUGGGAGAACCACCUUUAUAACUAUCGUUUGGAGGUGGAUGAUGAUUUGGUGUGUCACAUUUGCCUUCAGCCGUUAGUUCAGCCCCUGGAUACACCAUGUGGCCACACCUUCUGUGCCCGCUGCCUGUGCAGCUUUCUGCAAGAACGGGACUUUUGUCCGCUGGACCGUGCGUAUCUUCAGCUGCAGGUCUGCCGGCGCUCGAGCAUUCUGGUGCACAAGCUGCUGGAUAAGUUAUCAGUUAUAUGCCCACUCACACCCACUUGCUCUCUCAACAUGCCUCGCUGUGACCUAGAGGCACAUCUUAAACACAGGUGUCCUGGUACACAGAAUCAGCGAGCAAAGCUGGAACGGACGGAGGGAGGGGAGGACAAGCUCAUGGUGACCAACCCACCCAAAUCCCCCCAGACUGAAAUAAAUGAGAGUUUGCCAUCACCACCUGCUGGAUCCAGCGCAUGCAACAAUGUUCCUACAUGGACAGAAGAUCCUGGUGUUGACAACCCUGCUUUUGAAGAGAGCACUGAAGAAGACAGUCUCCCUGGUCUGGAGUGCGUUCCUCCACGUGUGAAGCGGCCUCUUAGUAACCCCUGCAUCCAUCUUCUCCGCACUGGUAGUUCCGCCUCUUCAGGAUGGGACUUUGUUGAAACUCUACCGCUCUCUGCAGAGGAAGGUUGUGUGAAACUUCCGUCCCUACCUGAGGGAGAAAUCACCACCAUUGAGGUUCAUCGUUCAAACCCUUAUAUGGAGCUGGGUAUAAGUAUUGUGGGUGGAAACGAGACCCCCCUGAUAAAUGUGGUAAUACAGGAGGUGUACCGUGACGGUGUUAUAGCCAGAGAUGGAAGGCUGCUGGCCGGCGACCAAAUACUUCAGGUGAACAACAUAGACAUUAGUAACGUGCCCCAUAACUUUGCUCGCUCUUCACUGAUGCGUCCUUGUGCCACUCUUCAACUGACAGUUCUAAGAGAGCGCCGCUGUUCUGCCAGGCCGCCCGAGGCAGCUGCUUCGCCCAAGGGCAGCCCUGCCAGCAUACGCAUCAUGUUGCACAAGCAGGAAUCAUCAGAGCAGCUCGGGAUCAAACUGGUGCGGCGUACAGAUGAAGCAGGCGUGUUUAUCCUGGACUUGCUGGAGGGAGGGCUUGCCGCUAAAGAUGGACGACUUUGCAGCAAUGACAGAGUGCUGGCCGUAAACGAGCACGACCUAAGACAUGGCACACCUGAGCAGGCUGCUCAGAUUAUACAGGCUAGUGGAGAAAGGGUCAAUCUGCUGAUUAGCCGCUCCAGCAAGCAGACUAUGGCCGUGCACACAGGCUCCACUUUGACCAGGGACAUUUGGUGCCAUGAACACGUCCCCCCACUCCCUUGCACUGCGACCCCCAGCCCCGUCCCAAGUCUGCACCUUGCCAGGUCUUCCACCCAGAGAGACUUCUCCCAGUGUGUGACCAGUAAGGAGAAACACAUCACUGUGAAGAAGGAGCUUCAUGAGUCACUGGGUAUGACUGUGGCGGGAGGGCGGGGCAGCAAGAGCGGUGAGCUGCCCAUUUUUGUGACAAGCGUCCAGCCCCAUGGCUGCCUGUCACGUGAUGGACGAAUCAAGCGUGGAGAUGUACUGCUGAGUAUUAAUGGUCAGGAUUUGACCUACCUGAGCCACAGCGAAGCAGUGGGCACUCUGAAGUCCAGCGCCACGUCCUGCUCUGUCCAGUUGAGGGCACUGGAGGUCAGCACUGUGGAAGAACCUGGCUCGGACGAAGAGCUGCUGCCUCUGCAUGAAAAUGACUAUGACGCAAGCUGGUCGCCAUCUUGGGUCAUGUGGCUUGGACUUCCAAGCUACCUGCAUAGCAGCCAUGAGAUUGUCCUCCGCAGAAGUCACCCUGGCAGCUGGGGCUUCAGCAUUGUUGGAGGUUAUGAGGAGAACCACAGCAGCCAGGCAUUCUUUAUCAAAACUAUUGUCCUUGGAACACCUGCUUAUUACGAUGGCCGUCUAAAGUGUGGCGAUAUGAUAGUGACAGUAAACGGUCUGCCCACAGCUGGCAUGAGUCACUCCGCUUUGGUGCCCAUGCUGAAGGAGCAGCGAAGCAGGGUGGCACUCACUGUUGUGUCCUGGCCAGGAAGUCUGAUAUAGCCCCACAAGGGCACCAUUCCUCACCACAGACAGCUCUCAUAUCGGUUCUAAUGGUCCUGUGUUCUUUCUGCCACAGAGGCACCAUACUAUCAAGCAAGAUUCUCGGAAAUAGAAUGCUUUACUUGAUGCUGAAUAAACCAGGCCUUAGAAAACCUGCCAUGCCCAUGAGGCCACACCCCCUCUGGAGAGCAGCCUUAAGGUCUCCCAUCGCCAUGCUGAUCAGCAGUCCACUCUACUGGAGGUUUUAUAUACAUGUUAUCUCUAAAUGUGUGCUAUAUUUGUGAAUGCGUGUAAAAGAGACUGAACAAAAGUAUACGUGUGCAAGUAUGAAUGGAUGAAUGUGCACAGCAGUUUAAUAAAUCUAUCCC